This is a messenger RNA of Gavia stellata (red-throated loon), 2166 nucleotides long. It is a transcript of the gene SLC25A27, whose product is annotated as solute carrier family 25 member 27. The record is from RefSeq and is a predicted model, not a curated record. NCBI's taxonomy places the organism in Eukaryota, Metazoa, Chordata, Aves, Gaviiformes, Gaviidae. The transcript has 9 exons. Bases 1 to 969 code for a protein of 322 amino acids. Gene Ontology annotation, biological process: response to cold.
AUGUCACCUGCAGAAGAAGAGAAGAGCUUACCUCUGCCAGAGAGAUGGCCCCGAGCCAGCAAAUUCGCUCUGUCAGCCUGUGCAGCGGCUGUGGCAGAACUAGUGACAUUUCCCCUGGAUCUCACAAAAACUCGACUGCAGGUCCAAGGUGAAGCUGCCAUUCAUCGCAAUGGAGCUGCCGCCAGCCAGGCGGUCCCUUACCGUGGCAUGUUGCGCACCGCAGCUGGCAUCGUGCAAGAGGAGGGCUUACGAAAGCUCUGGCAAGGAGCCACGCCGGCCGUCUACCGCCACAUAGUGUACUCUGGCGUUCGGAUGGUUGCGUAUGAACAUCUCCGUGACUCCGUGCUUGGCAGGUCUGAGGAUGAAAGCUUUCCUUUCUGGAAAGCUGUAGUUGGAGGCAUGUCUGCGGGUGCCAUCGGACAGUUUUUUGCCAGCCCGACUGAUCUGGUGAAGGUACAGAUGCAGAUGGAAGGAAAAAGGAAGUUGGAAGGAAAGCCGUUACGGUUUCGAGGAGUGCACCAUGCAUUUAUGAAGAUCCUGUCCGAAGGAGGAAUACGAGGGCUUUGGGCUGGAUGGGUGCCAAAUGUCCAGAGAGCUGCUCUGGUGAACAUGGGAGAUCUGACCACUUACGACUCAGUGAAACACUUUUUGCUUCUGAACACGCCACUUGUGGACAACAGCGUGACUCACAGUAUUGCCAGUUGCUGUUCUGGCCUGGUAGCUGCUGUCCUGGGAACUCCCGCUGACGUGGUCAAAACCCGGAUAAUGAACCAGCCAAGAGAUAAGCAGGGAAGAGGUCUGCUGUAUAAGUCUUCCAUGGACUGCUUGAUUCAAACUGUACAGGGUGAAGGGUUUAUGUCUCUAUACAAAGGCUUUAUACCAACCUGGAUGCGAAUGGCUCCUUGGUCACUGGUAUUCUGGCUUACGUAUGAACAAAUCAGAAGGAUCUGUGGAGUUAGUUCUUUUUAAAACCGUGAAACCACUUCAAUACUCACAAAACAAAGAAGAAUUGGGAAGCUGAAUUCUCAUUCCACAAGGCAUCCCGACCCCACAGGGAACUAAUUCGUUUAGGAGAUUGGCAGUAGGAUCACACGUAUAGGUUGCUGCCACAAAUCCAGUCCUUACUGGCUAGGAGUAGCCAUGACUUAAGGAUACUAUUUGCUUGUCAGACUGCUAUAUGAAAUUUAAGUUAUCUGCAAGAUAAAAUUGUCAUAAUAAUACUUCAACUGGCAGCCAGCAUCAGCUUUCUGAAACAGUAAACAGAGGUAAAAAAAAAACGUACCAAGCAAGUAGAAUGUAAUACUGUUUGCCUGUUUGAUAAUAGAGAUGGUUCCUAUUGUUAAGGACAACAGCAGGUUGAACAACGCAGCACCGAACAUCUUCUGUGGCUAAGCAGUGCAUAAAAUUAUUUAGGAAUUUUUGUUACCGUUACAUUUGCACACACAUGAAGAACUACCUCUCAUUAGUUUGAUGCCUCAGCAAACCAAGCCUGUAGUGCUAGGAACUGAAAAAGAUUAAAGCAGUUUACCUGAUUUCAAAUUUGCUUUGCACAAAAGAUGGAAGGGGUUGUGUUCCUCUUACUUCCCAGAGACCCCCUGACCUCUUUAUUCAAGCAUUUGAGUAACAUCCAUGAGUGAAAAGCAGUCCUGUACCCAGGAAAUCAAAACCCUAGUUCGCUCUGCCCCUCCUGAAGGACUCGUAAUACACAUGCUUUCCCUAGGACCGAGUUGAACUACCUGUCCUUUGAGAGCCCCAGUGCUGAUGUGGCAGACUGGGUCAUUAACGUACCACUUUUCCACAGAAAUACGCACUCUGCCCAUUUUAAAUCUAGGUGAAAAUACAAUGUUCUCUUCAAAAACACAAAAUGUUUGAAUGUGAGUGAUUUAUUUUUUUUUAAAACCUAAAGCUCUCCAGCUUUCAUAGGAAAGAGGACUGCGGCUGUUUUUUCACUAGGCUUAUCUUUGGCAAUCAGGAGGCAGAAAUGCAGCGUAAAAGAAUCAUAAUGUAGACAGAACAAAGCUGGCUUUGAUUUAGCAAUAUCUGGUAAUGAAAUGACUGUACAAGACUUAGUUACCUGAGUAAAUACUCAGGAUUUCUUCUAGACUAGUCUUUGCAACUAGUAUCUUCAAUGUGCCAAUUUCUGAUUAAAUACAGCUUGGGCGCUUU